AUGCCGCUCGCCGCGGCGCUGCUGCCGGCGCUGCUGCUGGGGCUGCUGUGGCCGGGCGCGGUGCGGGGCCGCCCGCCCCCGAGCCGCCCGCCCGCCGCCGGGCCCCGCCAGCGCCGCUGGGACGCGGCGCUCUUCGCCCGCUCCGUGGCGCGGCUGCCGGCCGAGCGCCGCGACGGCGACUACCUGCUGGGCAUCAAGCGGCUGCGGCGCCUCUACUGCAACGUGGGCAUCGGCUUCCACAUCCAGGUCCUGCCCGGCGGCCGCAUCGACGGCGUGCACAGCGAGAACCGAUACAGUCUGCUGGAAAUCUCUCCCGUGGAAAGAGGAGUGGUGAGCAUAUUCGGUGUGAAAAGUGGACUCUUCGUGGCCAUGAAUAGCAAAGGCAAACUCUACGGAUCUACCCACUUCAAUGAUGAGUGCAAAUUCAAAGAGAUUCUCCUGCCAAACAACUACAAUGCUUAUGAAUCCAGGAUUUAUCCCGGGAUGUACAUAGCCCUGAGCAAAAACGGAAGAACAAAGAAAGGCAAUAAAGUAUCUCCCACAAUGACAGUGACACAUUUUCUUCCUAGAAUUUGAGAAAUCUCCCUUCAGAUCUACCUCAGCACGGGGGAAGACAGAGAAUGCAUUUGGGGAAAGGAAACAUGGUGCACUUUUACUGGAGAGUUUUAUGCAAGAGUAGGUGUAAGAUAUUUAAAUUAAUUAUUUAAAUAUGUAUAUAUUGCCACAAAAGUUAUUUAUAGUUCUGAUCUUUUUUUUUAUUUCUGAAAACAAAACAAACCUCCAACCCAAGGUAUUUCACUUCAUUGUGUAACAGUAGGCUUCUGCUUUGUGGUUUAUUUAAUUCAUUUUUAAGUUAUCACAGGUGUGCUGCUAUUACAUGUUCUAAAACAAGUGAAAUUCAAUUCCUAUAUUACAAUGUUUUGCACUGUUUGUGUGUUGUACAGUGUCUAUUGUUGUACACGUAUUUGUUUCUUAUGGUGAUUUUGCUCUUCUUUGUGUGUUUUUAAAACCCCUGUGAUUCCCAAAGAAGGUCUUGGUCUUUGAAAAUGAGCUGUAUAAACCUUUCCCAGUUCUGAUGCUAGCCUGUAGCCACACACAAUGUCUGACCUCCUUUGUGCAGUGUUGCUAUUUAAUUGAACCAGUAUCGGUUUACCUCUGGUACAGAAAGUGCAGCGUUGAAGAGCUACCCCACAAAUCUGUUUUUAGAUCUGCCAGUGUUGAACUCUGAACUUUCCUGCAGUCAGUCUUCCCAGUGCUACUAGGCAGCAGAGAGGCUUAAACAACUAUAUAAACUCAGUGGUUUUUUUAAAUUUCUGUUUAGAUAAAUAGGGGCGUACAAUCUUUUGUGGCCCUUAAUUGAAGUGUAUAUUUGAGAGGAUUGCUUUGCAUUAGGCUAAAAAAAAUGUGUCUCUGCCUCCCCCAAUGAAGACACUGUGAAAUAUGCUACUACGAGCAAAUUAUACCUUAUUCAAAUCAAAUUCCCUUUCAUAUUUGGAGACUAUAUUCAUUUUUUAAAGUCUGUGAAACACUAUAGUACUCAAAGUUUUUGAAAGGCAAAAUCAUUUGCUAGUUCUUAAGAAACAAGUUCUGUAGAUAGAAUUUAGGUUGAUUUCAGGUAAUUGAGGUUGUUCUAUACUAUUUUUAUUUUUUGGUGCAGUAUUCAGAUGGAGAAAUAUGCUGCUUUUUUCUAUGUCUCAUUCCCUGACAAAGUUGAUUCAUUUCUACCUCACUAACGCUUGAAGCCAGUCUCCUAACAAAAUCUGCACAGAAGGUACAUGCUUUCCUGCUUGGUCUUAUAAUUCUGGAGAGGGGCCAGGGGGAACAAUCCUUGUAAUCCCAAAUCUUUUUUUUUUCCAUAUGUAGCCAAAAAUAUUCAAGAUAGAGCUGGUUGCGUCCUAUUUGAGCCUUGUCACGUUUGAGCUAUCUUUACCCCAUGAUUUACUUUUAGUAAGGAUAAUCAUGGUGAAAAUAUUUGCAGACAGCUGUCAGGCUGCAGUACUAUAUCGUCAUCAAGUAACCCUAUAUUUUUCUUUAUAUAUUUUGCACGUGUAACUCAUGUCUCCAAAGCAAUGAAGGAAAAGACAGGUUUGAUUAUGGGAGAAUCACAAAAAGGAUCCUUUAUUUUUGCUUGCUUUCUUUCAUUUCUUUAAAUGACAUAUUAUCUUUGUGACAUCAAUACAUUAAGUUGUAACUGGGAGUAACCACAAUAUUUAGCGAAUUAGAAGAUGUUUACAGAUCAUCUUCCAAUUUGAACUAACUAUUUUUAACUACAUGCAAAUCUCAAGGCUGCAGGUAAUUUGAGUUUGGCUUUUUUUCUUUUUACAUUCCUAUACAAAAGUUUUUAUUCUAUUGGAAUCAUAUAGACUUGCCUACUUACAAAUGACCUUGAAGACAAAAUCUACUCACCAAAGUUCAGUAAAAUCACAGUAGAGCAGGAUCAGACCUCAGGCCAGCUUCUAUCAAAACAAAAAUAAUUAAAAAAAUGAAGCCAAAUCAAGAGAGCACCUCAAGAGGAAAUGUCAUGCCUAAGGAUUUUUUUUCUGUAAUUUGGGGGAUUUCUGUACUUUCUGUGUUUCCUAUAUGUGAGUGAUCAUUGUGUAAUUCUCACCACUACCUCUGACAACUGGUGAUUUUGUUCCAAGUUUCAGACAGCAAAACCAGAUCACAAAGAACUGGCCUGGGAAUGGUUCUUUGUCACUUUUCACUCCAUUGAAAUCCGCAACUGACAGCCUCACACAAGAUAUAUUCAGAGGUAGUAGUUGUAACGUUGAAAUAUUGUGAUAAAACCUUGAUAACAAUGUUACAUGGUAUGAGCUUUCACCAUUUACCAGAAUCUGUCUGUAGUUUUAUACAGGUGCUGUUCAAGACUGUGGUGUAUGUGCUGUGCACAUUUAAAUGCAUAAUAAAUGAUAAACGUUUACAACACA
Molecule: messenger RNA, 2927 nt
Organism: Dromaius novaehollandiae (emu)
Lineage: Eukaryota; Metazoa; Chordata; Aves; Casuariiformes; Dromaiidae
Gene: FGF4
Product: fibroblast growth factor 4
Exons: 3
Coding region: 1-576 (191 amino acids)
Biological process (GO): animal organ morphogenesis; positive regulation of cell population proliferation; positive regulation of gene expression
Cellular component (GO): cytoplasm
Molecular function (GO): growth factor activity; fibroblast growth factor receptor binding
Source: RefSeq, a predicted model, not a curated record